AUGGGUCUCCUGCUUGCAAAUAUGAUCUCCCUUGACGCUCUUGAGACGUUUUGCAUCAGCGACAUGCGGGAGGGGUACAUCUACUCACUCAGAAUGUUCACCUUCACCACCGGGCACCAAGUCAAGAACGGCAGCUUGACCGCAGCGCAGCUCAUCGAGCUCACCUCUGCGUGGUCGAAGCUUCGCGAGUUUCGCAUUGCCAAACCUGGCAUCGAGUUCACGCUGCUCGAGGCCUCUGCUCUCAGGAGACGUUGCCCUUGGCUGCAGACCAUCCUGUAUUCGUCUAUCAGGACGGAUAAACACAAUGUCGCAGCGCUCACCGCCUAUCCUGGAUUAUUGGAGCGCGUACUCGGCUCCGAUGUACGCAUUGCCUCUGCUGGAGAAGCUGGUUAG
Messenger RNA from Coniophora puteana RWD-64-598 SS2, 393 nucleotides. RefSeq lists its product as uncharacterized. The coding region runs from base 1 to 393 and encodes 130 amino acids. The record is from RefSeq and is a predicted model, not a curated record. The transcript has 2 exons. NCBI's taxonomy places the organism in Eukaryota, Fungi, Basidiomycota, Agaricomycetes, Boletales, Coniophoraceae.